Nothoprocta perdicaria is the source of this 1744-nucleotide messenger RNA. It is a transcript of the gene NCF2, whose product is annotated as neutrophil cytosolic factor 2. Gene Ontology annotation, molecular function: superoxide-generating NADPH oxidase activator activity; protein binding. Gene Ontology annotation, cellular component: NADPH oxidase complex. The record is from RefSeq and is a predicted model, not a curated record. Gene Ontology annotation, biological process: respiratory burst; phagocytosis; superoxide anion generation. The transcript has 15 exons. The coding region runs from base 35 to 1588 and encodes 517 amino acids. NCBI's taxonomy places the organism in Eukaryota, Metazoa, Chordata, Aves, Tinamiformes, Tinamidae.
AGAGACCCCGAGACGGCCAGCACCACAUCCCACCAUGUCGCUGGUGGAGACGAUCCGGCUCUGGAACGAGGGGGUGUGCGCAGCCGACCAGCGGGAGUGGAGGGCGGCCCUCGCCACCUUCACCUCUGUCCACAACCCUCCUUCCAAACUCUGCUUCAACAUCGGCUGCAUCCAGCUCAUUCUGGGGAACCUGCCCGAGGCAGAGAAGGCGUUCACGCAGAGCAUCUGCUGUGACAAGCACUUGGCCGUCGCCUAUUUCCAACGGGGGAUAGUGUUUUACAAGCAAGAGAAUCAUGAAAUGGCCAUGAAGGAUUUUGCAGAGGCAUUGGCCCAACUGCGAGGCAACCAGCUCAUAGACUACAAGAUCCUGGGGCURCGGUACAGGCUGUUUGCUUGCGAGAUACUUUAUAACAUAGCACUGGUGUACGCCACAAUGCAGGACUGGAAGAAAGCAGAGGAGCAUCUGACCCUGGCAAUGAGCAUGAAGAGUGAGCCCCAGCACAACAAGAUUGACAAGGCAAUGGAAGCUAUCCUGAAGCAGAAGCUCUAUGAGAUGGUGACAGUUCCCAUGGGCAAGCUGUUUCGGCCAAAUGAAAAGCAAGUGGCUCAACUGGAAAAGAAGGACUACCUAGGAAAGGCUACGGUGGUAGCAUCUGUGGUGGACAAGGACAGUUUUUCAGGAUUCGCUCCGCUUCAGCCCCAGGCCUCCGGUCCUCCACCCAGGCCCAAGACACCAGAAAUCCUCAGGGCCCUUGAAGGACAACCACACCGCGUCCUGUAUGAGUUCAUCCCCGAGACCUCUGAGGAGCUGCAGGUCCUGCCAGGAAACAUUGUCUUUGUCCUGAAGAAAGAAAAGGACAACUGGGCAACUGUGAUGUUCAACGGAAAGAAAGGGAUUGUCCCCUGCAACUACCUCGAGCCUGUGGAGCUCCAGAACAGGCUGCAUAUCCAGGAAGAAAUCCCUUCUGAAUCUGAGAUCCCAGAGCCACCAAGCUCCAGCGCUCCAGAAAAACCCCGUCGUCCAGCACCAGACUUUGUUCCAGUUACCACAGCACAGCUGAGAGAAGAACCCAAGGAGGCCAAAGCUGACCCCUACAUCCUCAAGGCACAUUACAAAUUUACAGUUGCUAUGCAAGUUAAGCCAGAUCUCUCCUACAAUGACCUCUUGAACUUGGUCUGCCAGAAACUGGAGCUGCAGCCAGAGCACACGGAGCUGAGGUACAGGUCAGAGAGCGAGGUGCUGGAGACGUUGAGUGCUGAGAACGUGAAGGCAGCUUGGAGUAAAGCCAAGGACAAGUGCCUGACAGUGUGGUGUGACAGCACGGAGGGCAAGGGUUCUCCACCAGAAACCAAACCAGACCAAGAGGCCCAGAAAGCAACGUCAGAAGAGUUGGAACCAAUCCAAGUUGUAGCACAGUACGACUACGAAGCCACCCAACCUGAGGACCUGGAGUUUCAGGCAGGAGACGUGAUACUUGUUUUAUCCAAAGUGAAUGAAGACUGGCUAGAAGGCCAGUGCAAUGGAAAAAUAGGCAUCUUCCCAUCUGCAUUCGUUCAGAAGUCUAACACUAAAGACCCUGAAAUCUAAUCUCAGAAGACCCUGAAAUCUAAUCUCAGAAGAGGCCUGGACAUGGAAAGAAAUUACGGAUUCAAACUGUUGCAAUUAAGAUGUUUCUGCAUUAACCGCUGCACCUGAAAGUUCCUAAAGUAUUUUUGCAAUGGGCAUUAAAAGCUUUAUUUUUUU